AUGUUUAUAUUGCAAAGUAUUAGCUCCGACGACCUUACUUCUAAAAUAAGCGAAGAGUCCGAGAAACAAGAAACAAGGAAGGAAAAGGUCCUUAGAUGGGCAGAUAGCAUUGAUAUGGCGAGAGCCCUCGCUCCCUCAGUUGGUUCAAGAAUAUUGUAG
Nematocida minor is the source of this 159-nucleotide messenger RNA. RefSeq lists its product as uncharacterized. The transcript has a single exon. The record is from RefSeq and is a predicted model, not a curated record. NCBI's taxonomy places the organism in Eukaryota, Fungi, Microsporidia. Bases 1 to 159 code for a protein of 52 amino acids.